Messenger RNA from Dipodomys ordii (Ord's kangaroo rat), 729 nucleotides. RefSeq lists its product as uncharacterized. Gene Ontology annotation, cellular component: plasma membrane. The coding region runs from base 1 to 729 and encodes 242 amino acids. Gene Ontology annotation, biological process: dephosphorylation. The transcript is spliced from 3 exons. The record is from RefSeq and is a predicted model, not a curated record. Gene Ontology annotation, molecular function: alkaline phosphatase activity. Lineage: Eukaryota; Metazoa; Chordata; Mammalia; Rodentia; Heteromyidae.
AUGGCGAUUCCCGGUGGGGGUCGGGGGCGCGGGGAGCUUGGGGGUCACCGUGCUCAGCGUCCCGUCCCGCCAGGCGCGCCCACCUACCGGCAGCAGGCGGCCGUGCCCUUGGCCUCGGAGACGCACAGCGGGGAGGACGUGGCGGUGUUUGCGCGCGGCCCGCAGGCGCACCUGAUGCAUGGCGUCCAAGAGCAGAACUACAUCGCGCACGUCAUGGCCUUCGCCGCCUGCCUGGAGCCCUACACCGACUGUGGCCUGCCGCCCCCGGCCCCACACGGACAAAGCGCGGGGUCUGGCCCGACCACCUCAGCAGGGUCCAGCCUGAACACCACUCAGACACGCGUGCCCGUGCUGCUGUGGCCGCUGCUGCCCGUGCUGCUGCUGCUGCCGCUGCUGCCGCUGCUGGCGCUGCGGUCAGUGGCAGCAGCUUCCUGUUCGGGGGCCUCCUCCAGAGCCUCCACCAGCGGAGCUCAGAAGUGGAAGUGGCUGCUGGCCCAGAUCUUCCAGGAGGACUUUUUGGAGGAGGAGGUGGUGCUGCUGGCCACAGACUACAUGCAGCAGGUGUCCCAGCUGAUCCACUCCAUGCCCUGCAGCUGCCAGCGGAGCCGGCUCAGGCCGCCCGGGAGCGGCGAGGAGAACUCCAGCACUUGCGGUCGGGAUCUGAGCACUGGGAGCUCUCGGCGGCUGCAGCUCCAGGCCUCAGCAUUGGCACCCCUCGGCAUCACCUGA